AACUCCCAUGAGAUGAACCCAGCGGUAAUGUGAAAAUACGUAACUGCUUACUAACGUUAGCGAGCACUAAGCCAAAUGCAGAUAAAUGUGAGAAACCUUGUAAAGGUACACAUACCCGCGAGGAUGUCUGUCGUCUUUCGAUGCGUUCUAUUCAGUCGUCUUUCCACAUUUAAAAGAAUAACAGGUUUGACACAGGUCAUCAGACUUGGGCAUAUUGCGCCUCUUCCACAGCGGAAGACACCCGGCAGCAGCACAGUAAUAACACGGGCAGCGAACAGUGUAAUUACUAUGGCUAGAAGGGUAGACAAGAUCAGUUCUUGUUGUCCAAGGUGUCUGUCAAGUAAAGCUUCAGCUCAAGAUGGAAAAGCUCGCGUGAAGAGAGUUUCUAUCGAAGGCAACAUUGCUGUUGGAAAGUCCACGUUUGCCAGACUCUUGCAGUCAGCCUGUCCAGACUGGGAGGUGAUGGCAGAACCUGUCAGCAAGUGGCAGAACAUUGAGAGUGGGACCUCGAGGGGGACAGAUGCAUCCUCACAGACGGUCAGCAACCUGCUGCAGAUGAUGUACCAGGACCCUCUGCGCUGGUCGUACACAUUUCAGACAUACUCGUGUAUGAGCCGACUGAGAACGCAGCUGCAGCCUCCUCCAGCUCGCUUGCUCAACUCAGAGGGAUCACCUGUCCAGGUGUAUGAGCGCUCGGUGUACAGCGACAGAUACAUCUUUGCUCUCAAUAUGUUUGAGCUGGGUUGCAUCAACUCUACAGAGUGGGCAGUCUACCAGGACUGGCACUCUCUCCUGGUGGAGCAGUUUGGACACCAGGUGGAGCUCGAGGGCAUCAUUUACCUCAGUGCCCCACCAAAGAAAUGCAUGGAGCGUCUGGAGCAGCGAGGAAGGCCAGAGGAGAAGGGCGUAAAACUGGACUAUCUAGAAAAACUUCACAUUCAGCAUGAGAGGUGGCUUAUUAAGAAAAGCACUGAAAUACAUUUUGAAAAGUUGAAACAGAUACCCGUUUUACAACUGGAUGCCGGUGUGGAGUUUCAGACCGACCGAGAGGUGCAGGAGCAAUUUAUUACAAUGGUGAAGAACUUCUUCAGUGCCUUAUAAGAAGACUGUUGUCAACUACCACCAACAGUCAGAAUCCAAUGAGACCACUCAGACCUCACGCAGACAAGUGUGUUAACUGACAUAUAAUGGCAUAUUAGCCUCUCAGGGUGAAGAAAAUCUAAAGUAGCAUAAAAGGUUUUCUCUUUUUUGAUGAGCUGCAGUGUCUCCAGAACAUGAAACACAGAGUGAGUUCUGUCAAUAUAUGAAUGUGCUACUUGUUACAAGACUUUUAAAUUGUUACAGUUUUUGUUGUUUGCGUGUCACUGGUUAGUUACAUUUACUUCUUUUACUGUACUGUUUAUUCAACUUAAUCUUAACUCUUUCUUUCCCUCUAAAAAUUCACAUAUCCAAGUUACUGAAUCACAUCUCAGUUAAAUGUAGAUGUUAUAAACUUGAAUCUCUGACAUCACUACUUUGACCAUUAAGAAAUAAAGUUUACAAAAGAUCAGUUUUGUGCAUGAUACUGUAUAACACAUUCCUGACUGACCACAAAAGAUAGUGUAAUUGUUUUGUUU
Messenger RNA from Monopterus albus (swamp eel), 1616 nucleotides. RefSeq names its product deoxyguanosine kinase (gene dguok). The record is from RefSeq and is a predicted model, not a curated record. Gene Ontology annotation, molecular function: deoxyguanosine kinase activity. Gene Ontology annotation, cellular component: cytoplasm; mitochondrion. The coding region runs from base 76 to 1101 and encodes 341 amino acids. The transcript has 7 exons. NCBI's taxonomy places the organism in Eukaryota, Metazoa, Chordata, Actinopteri, Synbranchiformes, Synbranchidae.